CCGCUGCUACGACACAUAUCUGGCCACUGCCCCUCCAACAAGCUACCGGCCCUUCGAAUGACGACAUCGCAAAGCUACCAGAUCAAUUAAUCGGCCCAGUUGGCGCACACGAACAAUAGCUGUAACAGCGCCUACAGCUGGCCAUCAUGUCGAUUCCCCAGGAGGCGCGCGAGCUCAAGGUGCAGGGAGCCAUUGAGGCUGCCGAAGACCCCCGGACGGCGGUAUCGCCUGACGACGCCGAGAGGCUCUUGGUCGACCAGGCCCGGAAUGCUGGUGCUCCCGCCUUUAUCUUCGACCCGAAUGCUUCAGUAGAGGAAAAGCGGGCUCAAGUUGCUGCUGCUAUCCCUCCCGAGCUUCAGCAGAUACGACGAAACAAGGCUACGGCCAUCGCAACCGACGUCGACGACGGCACUGGGCCGGACGAAGAGCUCCCGGAACCGACGAAAGAAGGCGCCCUCGAUGCUGCCGGCAAAGACCAACCUCUUGCCAACGGGGACGCAGGCGACGCAGAGGUUCCGUACUCGCGGACGGGCUGGGCUCCUCAGAUUGGAUGGCCCGUCGAGAGCACGCUCGAGGGCGAGAGCCUGCUUGAUCACACUACAUGGGUCGAGAGCCAGCUGCCGGAUCAUCUGUACGGAGAUUGGUACCACAACACCGGCGUCAUCAUCUUCGCCUGCAUUGCCUCCUGGCUCGUAGCGGUUCUCGGCGGCGGUCUCGGCUGGGUCAUCAUGGUCAUGGCAAUCUGCGGCACGUACUACCGGACGUCCCUGAGACGAGUGCGCCGCAACUUUCGUGAUGACAUCACCCGAGAGAUGGCCCUCAAAAGGCUCGAGGCUGACCAUGAGUCUCUGGAGUGGAUCAAUUCGUUCCUCGUCAAGUUCUGGCCCAUCUACCAGCCUGUCCUCGCCCAGACCAUUAUCAACACCGUCGACCAAGUGCUGAGCUCCGCCACGCCAGGCUUCCUCGACAGCCUCAAGCUCAAGACGUUCACGCUGGGCACCAAGCCCCCACGCAUGGAGCAUGUCAAGACGUAUCCGAACGUGGGAGACGACAUUGUCCGAAUGGAUUGGAAGUUCAGCUUCACUCCCAACGACACUGCCGACAUGACGGCGAAGCAGAUCAAGAACAAGAUCAAUCCCAAGGUUGUGCUGGAAAUCCGAGUUGGUAAGGCCAUGAUCAGCAAGGGCCUCGACGUGAUUGUUGAGGACAUGGCCUUCUCCGGCAUCAUGCGACUCAACAUCAAGCUGCAGAUUCCCUUCCCCCACAUUGAAAAGAUUGAAAUGUGCUUCCUGGAGAAGCCGACCAUUGACUAUGUCUGCAAGCCCCUGGGUGGUGAAAACUUUGGUUUCGACAUCAACUUCAUUCCGGGUCUCGAAAAGUUUAUCCUCGAACAGAUCCACGGCAAUCUGGCCCCCAUGAUGUAUGCUCCCCACGUCUUCCCUAUCGAGGUCGCCAAGAUGCUUGCGGGAUCGCCCGUCGACCAGGCCAUCGGUGUGCUCGUCGUCACCCUCCAUGGAGCGCAUAACCUCAAGAACACUGACAACUUUGCGGGAACCGUUGAUCCUUACGCCGUCCUUACGCUUAACCGCCGCCAGGAGCUUGCGCGAACCAAGACUAUCGAUGACAAUGCCAACCCCCGGUGGAACGAGACCCAUUACAUCAUUGUGACCUCUUUCAACGACACUUUGGACAUUCAGGUGUUUGACAAGAACGGCUUCCGCAAGUCCAAGGAGUUGGGCGUGGCAUCUUUCCCCUUGGAGAGAAUCGAGGAGCUGCAUGUGUAUGAGAAUGAGCGCCUCGAGGUGCAAGCAGCCGGCAAGAACCGCGGUGUGGUCUCUUGCGACCUCCGCUUCUUCCCUGUUCUUGAAGGCCAGAAAGGUGAAGACGGCAAGAUCGAGCCCCCGCCUCCCUCCAACCAGGGUAUCCUGCGCUUCACCGUCGAGCAGGCCAAAGAUCUGGAUGGCACCAAAAGCCUCGUCGGACUUCUCAACCCCUACGCAGUCAUGUUCCUCAAUGGUAAACUUAUUCACCAGACUAAGAAGCUCAAGCGAACCAACAACCCCAUUUGGGACAACGGCUCAAAGGAAAUAUUCAUCACGGACCGCAAGAGGGCCAAGCUGGGCGUCACUAUCAAGGAUGAUCGGGAUCUUGCUUCUGAUUUGACUCUCGGAAAGUAUCAGAUCAAGCUUGACGACUUGCUGGAAUGCAUGGAACAAGGCAAAGAAUGGUAUCACCUCUCAGGGGCUCAGACCGGCCGCGUCAAGAUGACAGCGCAGUGGAAGCCAGUGGCCAUUUCGGGCGUCGCUGGCACAGGCGGUUACAUCACCCCCAUCGGUGUCAUGCGGCUUCAUUUCAAGAAGGCAAACGACCUCCGCAACUUUGAGGCCUUUGGUAAAUCCGACCCAUACGUCCGAGUUCUCCUUUCUGGUAUCGACAAGGCGCGCACGGUCACCUUCAAGAACGACCUGAAUCCUGAAUGGGACGAGGUCCUCUAUGUUCCUGUCCACUCCGCUCGGGACAGACUGACGCUUGAGGUAAUGGAUGAGGAAAAGCUUGGCAAGGAUCGUUCCCUCGGACUGUGCGAAGUUUCUGCCGCGGACUACAUCCAGCAGGAUGAAAACGGCGAGUAUCUCGUGCACGAUGAGAAGCGCGUACUUGAGAGCGAUCUUAAACUUCACGGCAAGGGCAUUCCCAAGGGUACACUGACGUACACUGUUGCUUUCUAUCCCUGCCUCAACAUUGCCGACCCCGAAGAAGAGGAGGAAGAGGCUGCGGAGGACGCCAAUGCCGAAGAGGAUGCCGACGCACCCAAGGCCUCUCUCGACCGACCACGAAGCUCCGCCUCUCCGUCCGUUCCUAAAGCUUCUCUCGACGUGUCCAGGAAAUCGGUUGAUGUGUCUAGGAAGUCAGUCGAUACAGCCAAGCUGAGCGCCAGCACAGGCGAAGAUGGCCGACCCAUCUCACCGGCAUCGAUGCGAUCAUCGAUGUCGGUAGAGAAAAGAGGACCGCCCAAGAUUCGACUCAGCCCCGAAGAGCUUCUCAGGUACGAGAGCGGUGUUCUCAUCUUCAGACUUCUGGAAUCAGAAAUGCCCGAAAAGGACAGCCACCUGGAGAUUUUCGUGGACGACAUGGCUUACCCGUCUUACACAUCUACAACGGUGCAAACCAAAUCGCACAAGUUUGACGAGAUUGGCGACUGCGUCAUCCGAGAACUUGACUUUUCUCGCCUGACGAUCAAGGCGCGCAAGAAGGGCGAUGAUGCCGACGACACUCUGGCGUAUCUGUCUGGCAAUACGCUGGAGACGUUGAAACAAUGCCUGAACAACCCCACCACGUUGAAGCUCAAGAGCGAUGAUGGCAAGUCCAGCUGGGUCAAGGUCAGCCUCAAGUAUAUUCCUCUCAAGAUGGAGCUGGAUGCGAGCGAGAGCAUCAACAACAUGGGCACCCUCCGUGUCGACGUCUUGAGCGGCACAGACUUGCCAUCGGCAGACAGGAACGGCAAGAGUGAUCCUUACUGCAAGUUUGAGUUGAAUGAUAUGGAAGUGUACAAGACCAAGGUGCAGAAGAAGACGCUGUCGCCAGUUUGGAACGAAUUCUUCGAGGUCACAGUGCCGUCGAGGACGGCGGCCCAUUUUGUCUGCAACGUCUACGACUACGAUUUUGCCGACAAGCCCGACUUCCUGGGUGCAGCCAUCAUCCCAUUGGACACCCUCCAGCCCUUCAAGGCGAUGGAGCAGAGCUACCCGCUGGACGGCAAAUCGGGAAGCAUCAGGCUCCGAAUGGUGUUCCGACCCGACUACAUCACUCGAUCCAGGCAAGGAACCUCGACCUUCCAGGGCACCUUUGGCGGCACUUCUCGUAUCGUUACUGGAGUUGCUGGCGUGCCGUUCAAGGGAGGUGCUGCGGUGGCUGGUGCUGUCGGCCACGGCGUGGGCAGAGGUGCCUCGUUCUUGAAGCGCGGCAUCCUUGGCAAGAAGGAUAGGGAUGACCCGAACGGUUCGCUGUCGGAGCUGGUCGAAGUUCCGACGGUGCCAAGCAUCGUCACCAACGGCAACGAUUUCGCCGUCGGCGGCGGCAAUUCCAACAACAGCACCCGACCCACCACCAGCGCCGUCGACAGUUCCCGGGACUACCCUCCGCAUCUGAUGCCCGAGGGUUCUGGUCAUAACAGGACCAGGAGCUUUGGCAGCUCGUCCGUGCACAGCGCCGUCGGCUUCGGGGCUCCGACCGGAACAGCAACGUUCACCGUCGUCGGGGCUUCUGGAUAUCCUCACUCGACGGAUCUGUACAUUCUCAUUACCCAAAUCUCACCCAGAGAGAAGACUGUUGGCAAGACGAAGCAUCACAAGUCUUCCAGUGGGCAGUGGACUUUUGACGAGACAUUCCGGUUCAGCUGCACGCCGGACGCACAGUUCAAAGUUGAAGCUAGAGGCGAGCACUUGUUUGGCAGUGAUGACUACCUGGGAGAGCACGUCUACUUUGUCGACGAGACGGGUUCCGGAGCUGCCAAGGAGAUUGCCGUCGGGACUGGUACGGUGACCAUCAAGAGCCACUUCCAACCUACGGAGGAUAAGUACCCCGACAGCCCCAAGUCCUUCUCGCGACGCGGCUUCCUGAGUAAGCGAGAGGCGCGGAGCAGGGACCCAACGCCCAAUCCCUGAGCAGCUGGCGAGGAUGAUGCUCCUUUU
Molecule: messenger RNA, 4688 nt
Organism: Trichoderma citrinoviride
Lineage: Eukaryota; Fungi; Ascomycota; Sordariomycetes; Hypocreales; Hypocreaceae
Product: tricalbin
Exons: 4
Coding region: 147-4661 (1504 amino acids)
Molecular function (GO): lipid binding
Source: RefSeq, a predicted model, not a curated record